AUGACUGAAGACUCUCAGAGAAACUUUCGUUCAGUAUAUUAUGAGAAAGUGGGGUUUCGUGGGGUUGAAGAAAAGAAGUCAUUGGAAAUCCUCCUGAAAGAUGACCGUUUGGAUAUUGAGAAACUUUGUACUUUUAGCCAGAGGUUCCCUCUCCCAUCCAUGUACCGAGCAUUGGUAUGGAAGGUGCUUCUAGGGAUCCUGCCUCCCCACCAUGAGUCUCACACCCAGGUCAUGAUGUACCACAAGGAUCAGUACUGUGACGUCCUUCACGGCCUGAAAGUGAUUCGCUUCGUCAGUGAUGCCACCCCUCAGGUGGAAGUCUAUCUUCGCAUGUAUCAGCUGGAGUCUGGGAAGUUGCCUCGAAGUCCCUCCUUUCCGCUGGAGCCAGAAGAUGAAGUAUUUCUUGCCAUUGCUAAAGCCAUGGAAGAGAUGGUGGAAGAUAGUGUGGACUGCUACUGGAUCAUCCGAUGCUUCAUGAACCAGUUAAAUAACAAGUACCGGGAUUCUUUGCCACAGCUGCCAAAGGCUUUGGAACAAUACUUGAAUCUGGAAGAUGGCAGACUGCUGAGUCAUCUGAAGUCCUGCUCUGCAGUGUCCAAGCUGCCCUGCGAUCUCUGGUUCAAGAGGUGCUUUGCGGGAUGCCUGCCUGCAUCCAGCUUACAGAGGGUUUGGGAUAAAGUUGUAAGUGGAUCCUGUAAGAUCCUAGUUUUUGUAGCUGUGGAAAUUUUAUUAACUUUUAAAAUAAAAGUAAUGGCACUGAACAGUCCAGAGAAGAUAACAAAGUUCCUGGAAAAUAUUCCCCAGGACAGCUCGGAUGCCAUCGUGAGCAAGGCCAUCGACUUGUGGCACAAACACUGUGGGACCCCGGUGCAUUUGGCCUGACCCUUCCCGGGGGCUGUGGCCAAGCCUCAGGCUUGCCUUGAGCCUUCUGUUCUUGUCAGCUGACCUGCCUCACUGAUUGCAGUGGUCUUUUGCUCUGGUGCUCAAAGUGGCAUGUUUUUUCCAGUAAAAUAAUUUAAUUAAAAUACUUGGUGUUGCUGUGUUGUGGAGCAUCUUUUGGUUCCACGAGAAAUACAAAAAUUCACUUGGGAAUGGUAUUUUUAAGAGUUGUUAGAAAAUGCUUCCAGUUUGCAAAGCAGCACAGACCAGACCUGGUGGGUGGGUGCACGAGCCAGCAGUGUGGCACUCGGCUGCUCCACCCUCUCUCAUUAGCACCGAGCUGCUUCCUUUCGAAGGUCUAUUUCUGGAAUAAAGAACAACUUCCUGUUGUUGACACCCUA
Messenger RNA from Heterocephalus glaber (naked mole-rat), 1280 nucleotides. NCBI's taxonomy places the organism in Eukaryota, Metazoa, Chordata, Mammalia, Rodentia, Bathyergidae. The record is from RefSeq and is a predicted model, not a curated record.